Messenger RNA from Giardia duodenalis, 792 nucleotides. RefSeq lists its product as uncharacterized. Lineage: Eukaryota; Fornicata; Diplomonadida; Hexamitidae. The coding region runs from base 1 to 792 and encodes 263 amino acids. The transcript has a single exon. The record is from RefSeq and is a predicted model, not a curated record.
AUGAUUAAGCGUGACUCUGUUUCUAGACUGCUCUAUAUCUGUAAUCUAUCCUUCAGUUGUUGUCUCUUGGUAGUAGUUUGUGCUCUCUACGUUAUGGAGUACUUUACUGGUAGGGAAUCAUCCACCUUUACUCUGUCUUAUUAUGCGCUAUUUUUAAUAUUAGCUUUCAUCGUUGGCGGAACGCUCUUCAUGGGAAUAAUCCAACUAAGAAAAACAGUAUUGAACUGGUUUGUUUGCAGAUAUAUAUCAUGUGGCCUUAACAUAUAUGGGCUACUUGUGCAUGCCAUCUAUCUAAUCUUUGUAAUUUGGUUCGUUCCUUUGGCUAGAUUAUUAGCAAGCGGGCUCUGCGUCUUUAUAGAAACGUUACACACCAUUCUGCUAUUUAACUAUGCUAGCAGCAUACACUAUACUGCAGCUUAUGCUACACGACUUGCUCUUGUGGGUUGCCUGUUCAUUGACCAGAUGGUCCAGUUCAUUGAGCUGUCAACUAACAUAUCUGGAAACGAAACCAAUCAUAAAUAUAUGCUUAUAGAGGCAUCUAUCUUAUAUACCGUGAUCGUUAUAGGCUCAUCUGCUGCCUUAAGGUCUCUUUCUAUGUCAUUUGUUAGCUCCAUAGUGCUGCUCUCUUGGACACUUUCUUCAUCAGUCGAAGGGACUCUUCACUUGGUCUUGAUAAUUGAGUCUAUUAUCUCUAUAAUAUCGCUAGGAGCUAUUAGCGCAUAUCAUGGUCUCCAGUUUCGGAGACGAAAAAGAGCUAUUCAUUUAGAAGAGCCCAGCUAUGCUACAGAUUAG